Molecule: messenger RNA, 2008 nt
Organism: Terrapene triunguis (Three-toed box turtle)
Lineage: Eukaryota; Metazoa; Chordata; Testudines; Emydidae
Gene: SLC25A18
Product: solute carrier family 25 member 18
Exons: 10
Coding region: 295-1275 (326 amino acids)
Biological process (GO): aspartate transmembrane transport; malate-aspartate shuttle; L-glutamate transmembrane transport
Molecular function (GO): L-glutamate transmembrane transporter activity; L-aspartate transmembrane transporter activity
Source: RefSeq, a predicted model, not a curated record
AGGCUAAGGGAGGAAAAGCCAACCAAACAGAAAAAGCAUGUUUACACUGCUUAAAAACAAUGGGAAUUUGUGAACUGUCCCUUAAGCCAGGAAUGGGGUUUGCUUGCUAGUGGAAUCCAGCUGUGAGUCAGAUAUUUGGGUUUGGAAGAGGAGCAAGGACAAGGAGAAGGGAGAAAACUGAUGGGGCAGAAAUAGAGCUGAAUAAGGCAACCUCUUUCAAAGGGAAGAGCGUCUCUGUGGUGAAAGAAUCCCCCUGUGUCUGCAGCAGUCAAGGAAGAAGGUCCUCGAGGAACUAUGGGGAGCAAGAAGAAGAUAAGUGUUCCAGCAAAGUUAAUCAAUGGAGGUGUGGCCGGACUAGUGGGAGUGAGCUGCGUCUUCCCAAUUGAUUUGGCGAAAACCCGUCUUCAAAACCAGCAGGGACAAGGAGUCUAUACUGGAAUGCGGGAUUGCUUGGUGAAGACUCUGCGUUCAGAGGGAUUCUUCGGCAUGUACCGAGGGGCCGCAGUGAACCUGACACUGGUCACGCCAGAGAAGGCAAUCAAGCUGGCAGCCAAUGACUUUUUUCGACAGCUGCUGUCACAGGACAGCAGGAAGGAGUUGACGCUGGUGAGGGAGAUGCUAGCUGGCUGUGGAGCUGGGGCCUGCCAAGUGGUGGUCACCUCCCCCAUGGAGAUGCUGAAAAUUCAACUUCAAGAUGCUGGACGACUGGCUAUUCAUCAGCAAAAGGUUUUGGGAACAGAUGGACCACCGGCUCCCUUCUCCCAGCCCCCUCAGGACAGGCCUUACACCACCGGCACAGCCUCAGCAUUCAAGCGCCCCUCGGCCACUGUGAUCGCCAGAGAUCUUCUGAAAACCCAAGGGCUAGUGGGACUGUACAAGGGACUGGGAGUCACCCUGCUCAGGGAUGUGCCUUUUUCCAUUAUCUAUUUCCCACUGUUUGCCAACAUCAACAAACUGGGACAGAGGCACUCUGAGGAGAAGGCACCCUUCUUCCAUUCAUUCGUGUCUGGCUGCGUGGCGGGAUCCGUGGCUGCAGUAGCAGUGACCCCUCUGGAUGUUUUAAAAACCCGAAUUCAAACACUCAAGAAAGGCCUGGGAGAGGACACCUACAAUGGAAUCAUUGACUGCGCCAGGAAGAUCUGGACACAUGAGGGCCCUGCUGCCUUCAUGAAGGGGGCAGGCUGUCGGGCCCUGGUUAUAGCACCCCUCUUUGGCAUAGCCCAGGGUGUCUAUUUUAUUGGCAUUGGUGAAUAUAUCUUGGGAUAUUUCCACUAGAACUUGUUCUGGCUAAAUCAGGCCUGGCUGAAGAUCGCACACAAGUUUACUCCCCACUUCUGCAGAACUGGAUUUGCCAGAAAUGGACAGGACCAUGUUGUAAUCAUUUCUCUUAUGGACUGCAUGACCACCUUCAGCUUUCUCUGCCCAUGAGCAGGGGCCAACACUGGCUGUCAGAUAUAUUAUGGCUCAAAUUUCCUGCUACUUUCAUACAUCCACUUGACGUUCUGCAUGCUACACCUAGCCCCUGCCCAUUUUAAACACAGGGAAGAAUGAUUUAUGUAUCCUUACUUGUUUUUCCCAGGAUAGUAUAACACAACAGUUUGUCCUUUGAAUGGCUGGGUGUAAGCAGAGAUUCAUGGUUUUCUUAUAGAGUUGAUCUCAAGGAUUGUUUGAGGUCAGAGGGUCCUGUAUGACUAAAGAGGCCUAGAUAGGACUCAGCUCCCUAAUGACCAGUUUGCCCAUAUAUGAUCUGCAAUCUCUUGUCCAGUAUCCAUCUCGCUUUGUUUUUAAAUGCAUCACUGUUUGCUUUGCUUGAGUGCAGUGGCUGUUCCAUCUAAUAGCCAGAGGGGGUUCAAACUCACUUGUUCCAGCAAGCAGUGUCUGAAUGUAAACAGAUGAGUCACAGCAGUCAGAACACAAAGGUGUAAGUGUGAAACAGUUUUGUUCCUUCUGUGCAGGGUCAGAAUGCAGUGGGUGGAGGUGAGGGGAGAAGGCAGCAAAACUAGAAAGA